Messenger RNA from Mus caroli (Ryukyu mouse), 1134 nucleotides. NCBI's taxonomy places the organism in Eukaryota, Metazoa, Chordata, Mammalia, Rodentia, Muridae. The record is from RefSeq and is a predicted model, not a curated record.
AGGAAUAGUAGCUUGGAGCCUCUGGCAGCUUUUCCUGGACCCCAUUCUACAAUAUUUCUUCAUUUGUACAUCGCACCCUACAAAACCUAAGAAGUGAGAGGAAAAGAGAAACCAGCGUACUAACUUUCCUGAAUACUGACUCUGAGGCCAUUGGAAUAAGAAAACUACAACUCCCACUGGUCCUGAAACUGUGGUCUUUUGCAGCUGUGAAGUGGCUAAAAGCAGUUAACAUACUCUUUGGCAGCCUUGGACCCGCAUUACCUUUUGAGGCUACUCUGAACAAGCUAGCCUCCCUCACAUUCUUUGGGAGGAAUUCUGGGCAAUUGGAAGGUUUUGGCUUGACAGAGGCAUCUAACGAUACCAGUCAGCUAAAAGGCAAGAGUCUCCAUUGGCAUACUGGUUCUUGCCUCUGAAAUGUAGGUGGCGUGCAUACAACAGCAGCAAGCCACCGGAGGACUAGAAAGCAUCAGAAGGUAAGACUGUUCUCUUGACUACUGACUUACCAAAGCAGCCUUACCAUGAUAAAACAACAGUGGAAAUGAUGAGGAGAAAUACUCAGGCAGUGACACAAGGGCAGAAGCAACACAGCGCAUGAAGGGAGGCAAAUAUUCCUGUUCAGUACUGGAGAAAGAGGGGAAGGAGACUAAACGGCAAGCACAGCCCACAGGCCGGGCCAGAGAGUGUGCAAACAGACUGUGUAGAUGCUUCCCCAGUGAAGGGCUGCCAAGAAUUGUGCAUGAUGCCCCCACAGCACGGACAAGACAGCAGGUAAAAAAGAGGGAACGGGUGCAAAUCAAAGACCACCAAGAACGCAUGCUUCGAGGGAGGGAACUCACAGAGCAAAGACUCAAAGAACAACUCAUGCAGAAAGACCAGAGCCAGUUCCCUUCACUUGAGAAGCUCCAUCGAGUGAAGGAAGAGAUGAAGGACUGUGAAAGGGCCAAUGCACACCCGCUUCUGCAGCUACGCACUAAAAGUCUCAUUAAGUUGGAGAGUCUUUUGGAGAAGUCUCAGGCAGGAGAUGAAUGGAAAACAGCUGUAAAGCCCAAUCAAAAGAAAUGCUUGGCCCUGCCACCAUUUUUGAGAAGUCAUGUACGAAAAAUCAAAGAUCAGUAAAAUUUCAGUGCCUUUUGU